Messenger RNA from Gastrolobium bilobum, 1590 nucleotides. RefSeq names its product heterogeneous nuclear ribonucleoprotein 1-like. Lineage: Eukaryota; Viridiplantae; Streptophyta; Magnoliopsida; Fabales; Fabaceae. The transcript is spliced from 4 exons. The record is from RefSeq and is a predicted model, not a curated record. Gene Ontology annotation, molecular function: RNA binding. Bases 99 to 1484 code for a protein of 461 amino acids.
CCAUAAUUAUAAAACAAAAGAAACAAUGGAAUAUGGUUUAACUCGGUUCUCUUAGAAUCUGUCAAUUUCUCAUUUGGGUUGUCUUCAUUUGAGUGGAAAUGGGCUCUUGCAAACUUUUCAUUGGCGGGAUUUCCCGAGACACAAAUGAAGACACUCUCAGACAGUACUUCCAGAAUUAUGGAGACAUUGUUGAAGCUGUGAUAAUGAAGGAUCGGACCACAGGGCGUGCUCGUGGUUUCGGAUUUAUUGCUUUUGCUCAUCCUGCUGUUGCUGAACGAGUUGUUAUGGAAAAACAUGUCAUAGAUGGUAGAAUUGUUGAAGCAAAAAAAGCUAUCCCUAGAGAUGAUCAGAAUGUUCUGAGCAGAAGCAACAGCAGCAUUCAUGGGUCGCCUGGUCCUACUCCUAUCCGCACAAAGAAGAUAUUUGUUGGAGGUCUAGCAUCCACAGUUACUGAGAGUGACUUUAAGAAGUACUUUGAUCAAUUUGGAACAAUUACAGAUGUUGUUGUGAUGUAUGACCAUAACACCCUAAGACCUAGAGGUUUUGGAUUCAUUACCUAUGAUUCUGAGGAAGCAGUGGAGAAAGUGCUGCACAAAAAGUUUCAUGAACUGAAUGCUAAAAUGGUUGAAGUUAAGCGGGCUGUUCCAAAGGAAUUAUCUCCAGGUCCAAGUAGAGGCCAGUUAGCUGGAUAUAAUUAUAGUACAAGUAGAUUCAGUAGCUUUCCUAAUGGUUGCAUUCAGGGAUAUAAUCCUAGCCUGGCUGGAGGGCAUGGACAUAGAAUAGAAGGCUUGUUGAGUCCUGAUACUGUUGGUCGUAGUGGAUAUCCUCCUUUGAGUCCUAGUUAUGGGACAGGAAUCAACUUUGAGCCAGCAUUUAGCCAAACUGGAAGUGAAAAUUUUAAUUCUACACUUGUAUUAGGAGGGGCAUUAAACCCUUCAUAUAAUGGAAGUUCAAGCAGGUACAAUUAUGCCAUGGGGUAUGCUGGUUCAAGUGUAGGCAACAAUUCAACCGUAAGUUCAACAAAUCAAAAUUUGUGGGGGAAUGGGAAUCUUAAUUAUGCUACUAACCCUACAAACUCUGAUGCUUUUGGUAGUAUUGGAGCACUUACGAGUUCCUCCCCUAGUACAGGUCGAGCUGGAAGUAUCGGCUAUGGCUAUGGUAAGGGCCGUCUUAUUUAUGGUUCUGGAGAUGUGGAUUUUGAAUCAAAAGCAGUAGGUUAUGGAAAAAGUGAUGAACCAAAUACUUCAUCAUAUGCUCGCUCAAAGGGAAGUUAUGAUGGGGCAUACAAUGACAUCAAUGAAGUUAAUUCAUUUUAUGGGGACCUUACUUGGAAAUCAUCAUUACCUUCAGAACUAGAGGAUUCUGGUUCUCUUGGUUUUGGCUUUGGAAAUGCAGUUUUAGAUUUGAUGAGAAAAAGCUCUGGUGGCCGCAUUGAGGCUUACGCUGUUGCCAAUAGACAAUCAAAUAGAGGAAUUUCUAUUUAGGAAGGUUAAGCUACCAAUGCUCUCAGAUAUUGUAUUGAAGUAUCUCCAGUGUAGAAGGUGACAUAAUGUGGAAGCAUAAAUUUCUGUACGUGAGAUUCGUGAAGAG